GGGAUUAGGACUGCCCCUGGGCCCCAAUGUGCUUAGCCUCUUCAGGGUGUGGAGGAUCCAUCUGUCCUCACACCUCCCUGGAGGCCCUGGCCAGGACCAUGGACUCCUCGCUCCCCAUCCUGCUUUCCUUCGGGCUAUGUCUGAGCCUGAGGAUCACAGCACAUCAGGUUACACUCCCCAGACCCGUCCUCUGGGCAAAGCCCAGCUCCAUGGUCGCCUGGGGGGCAGAUGUGAUCCUGUGGUGCCAAGGUGUCCCUGAGGUUGACAUGUACCGCCUGGAGCGACUGGGCACCUCCGAUGACUACAGGGACCAGCCUGGUCUUCCAGGGCCCAGGCCCCAGGCGCGAUUUUCUCUGGGCAGUGCAUCAGCCACCGUGGCCGGAAAGUACCGAUGCUCCUACCGAAACGGGAGCUACUGGUCAAAGCCCAGCAGCCAGCUGGAGCUCGUGGUGACAGGCGUGUAUGGCAAACCCUCCUUCUCCGUCCAGCCUGGCCCCGAGGUACUUUGGGGGAAGAGCGUCACCUUCUCCUGCGAGUCCCAGUUCAGCUUUAAUAUGUUCGCCGUAGCGAAGGAGGGGAGAGCUGGCAUCUGGAGGACCCAGGAGGGGAAGUCUCCGGCCCGCUUCCCCAUCCUCACCGUGGCGGCAGACCACGCCGGCACGUACCUGUGCUACGCCUUCGACAGCCACUUUCCCUACCUGUGGACAGCUCCCAGCGAUCCCCUGGAGCUCAAGGUUACAGGAGUCCCUCGAACCCAGUCUCCAACAGAGGGAGCCACCCCAACUGGAGCUCCCACACACCCCCAUAUCUCCCCAGAGAAGGUGGACAUCCCAAUGGCAGGUGUCACCUCCCAGGAUUACACAGUCCCCAACCUGGUUCGCCUGGUCCUGGCCGGCUUGGUGGUGGCUGCCCUGGGGGGACUCGUGGCUGAAGCGUGGCAAGCCUGGAGGGAGGAAUUCCACCCAUAUUCAGGGGCUCUCUUCCAAAGGGGGUCCCCAGGGAGCCCACCCGCAGCCAGGGGAUCAACACCCUAAUGACCCUGGGGCCAACCAGGUGCAGAGACUGGCCUUGGGGAUGGGAGGUGGGUGCAAGAUUCCUCAAGGAGUCCUAAGGGGCUGCCUGAAGGCAGGGGAGUGCUUAUUGGGCCCCCCCCAUGUCCAAGGUCCCGGCCAAGGUCUCAGCUUCAUAAAGUACUGAGAAAUGUCCUAAACUCUGGCGUCCAUCUGUCCCUCCAGCCAUCCUCAUCUGGGUCUGAGGCCCCUUCAAGG
Messenger RNA from Monodelphis domestica (gray short-tailed opossum), 1268 nucleotides. Its product is annotated as platelet glycoprotein VI-like. The record is from RefSeq and is a predicted model, not a curated record. Gene Ontology annotation, cellular component: plasma membrane. Lineage: Eukaryota; Metazoa; Chordata; Mammalia; Didelphimorphia; Didelphidae. Gene Ontology annotation, biological process: immune response-regulating signaling pathway.